GGAAAUAUUUUUGGCAUCAUUUUUUCUUAUCACCUUGUUUAUGCUUUGCUAUUCCUUAUUUUUUGUUAUUUUAUCUUUUUUUGUUCUUCUGUCUGCCUUUUAUAAUUUUUCUUUAUUCUUUUUGUUUCUCAAUUGUUUGUAUUAAUGUCCAGCUCUAGUAUCAGUUUAGAGAGUACUCCAACUCCAGCUCUCAAGCUUAAGACUUUUCCAAACGACCUUGGUUUCGAUGAUAAACCAGAUAAUAAUUUCAAUUCAAAGGGUCUGGAUGAUAUUUGCCUUGAAAAUGUCGACGAUAUUAACAAUAGCUAUUUUAUGCAAAAUGGGACUAGUAAUCUUGAUCAUGAAAUGCAAAAUGAAAAUUCUGUCAGAAAACUUCCUCUGAUUCAAGAUCUUAAUUCAUCGCCUUGUUCUUUUAAUACAAGUAUGAAUAACAUGAAAAUAGUAUCUUCUUCAACUUCUUCAACUUCUUCAAAAUCUUCAAAGUCUUCAAUUCAAAAAAAGAAAACAUUGAAAACUAGUAACAGUCAUAACGCUUUAAAAUCUGUCAAUAAAAAACUAUGUAGAAAAAGUAUGGUCAAUGAUAAACAAAUGUCAAGGAUUUCCAGCCAGCUAGAUUCUGCUUUACAACAGCUUUAUUCUGCUUAUGAUGAAAUUGGUUACUUGAAUGAAGAAAAAUUCGAAAAAGAAAAGGAUUUAUAUGAUCAAUUAUCUAAGACAAUAUUAAAAAAUGUUCAAUUGUUCAACGAUCAGAAAAAUUUGUUAAAGAAUAAUUGCUUUAUUUUACAACAAAACAUCUUUAAAAUUAUUAAAAUUCUAUCGAAGCUGGGUUUGAAUUUAAAACCUAGAAAUUUCACUGAUAGCAUCAAUAAUCCAAAUGAGAAUCCAAAUAAUAAUCCAAAGAAUAAUCCAAAUAACAAUUCAAAUAAUGAUUCAAAUAAUAAUUUUGACUCAACUCAAAACAAAAAUCAAUUACAAUCAAACUCACAAUCUCAAGAUCAAGCCCAACCUCAAACCCAAACCCAAUACCAUAACCAAUCUAAUACCACAACCUCAAGUUCAACUUCUUCUAAUAAUCUUUUAAAUACACUUAAAUCUCCCUUUCAAAAUGAAAUAAUAUCUAUCGACGACAUUCUAUCUGAUAUAAGUGAAGUCAACAGUAUUCUUCAAAUAAUUCCUAAUUAUAAUUCCUUGAAAACCUUUAUAUUAAAUGAAAUUUCUUCUCCUUAUCUUAGCACAGAAAAAAAAUUAAUUUUUUCCUUAAAACUAUUAUCAAAAGAAUAUUUUACAAGAAUUUUAUCCUUUCUUAACAAAUCAUUAAUCUUACAUCAAUCAUCUCAUGAAAUCGAUUACUAUCUAUCUUCUUCAAAUGGCUCAAAUUUCGAUUCAGAUACAAUCCAAUUCAUCCAAAAAUUGCCAAAUUUAAAUGAAUGCAAAAAUUGUAUAUAUGAAUUGGAAAAAAUUAAUAUUGAUAAUGAUGAUUUGAUAUUAAAAAUUUCAGUAAAUUUGUUAAAUUCAAAUAAUUUUAACAACUUAUCUGAUUGGAUCUUUGAAAAAAUCGACAAUGAAAUCGAUUUAAUUAAUUCUGUCAAACUAGAAAAAAUUAGAGAAAUUAAUUACUUAUCAAAUGAAAUACUAAAAUACUGGGAAAUUUUAUAUGAUUUUAGCUCCUUCUCUCCUCAAAGAGAUAUAAGAGCAAAAAAUAUUUCUCAAAAAUUUAAAUAUAAUAGAAUCGGUGAAUUUAAUGGUGAAUUAGAUAAAAGAAUUAUUUUGUGCGCUAAAAAUCCAAACAAUUCUUUUUCGAUGCUUGGUUUAAACCACAGUUCAAUUAAAUAUUUGAAAAAUAUUCUUAAAAAAUUAAUCAUCGAAAAAUCCAAUGCAGAAAUAAAAUUAAAUGAUUAUCUUGCUUCAUGUGAAAAAUUAUGGAAACAAGUAUUCGAAGAUGAAAAUUAUAUUAAAACCUUUAAAUCAAACUACCUUUAUUUAAAUAAUUCAAAUGAUAAAUCCCAAUUCAAAUUAACAACUACCACACUUAAAGCAUUUAACGAAGAACAAGAAAGAUUAAUCUUGAAAAAAAAAAAUUUAAUAAAAGACUUGAUUUUAAAUUUCAGAAGUAAAAUAAUCAAAAUCUGGGAUCAACUACAUUACACUAAGGAGGAAAGAUUGGAGCAAUUUAGUUUAAUUGAUAAUACAACUGAGUAUAAUGAUAAAACUCUAGACUUGUAUGAAGCCCAAUAUGAAAAAUUAAACAAAACUCUAGGGUAUUUUAAACCAAUUCUCGACUUAAUUCAAAAUUUAACCAAAAUAAUUGAAGAUAAAAAAGCUUUAGAAGAAUCACAACAAAACUCUUCCCGAUUAUUAAAGAGAAAUUACUCUAAAAUUUUACUCGAAGAAGAGAAAAUGAGAAGAAAUAUUAAUAAAAACUUGCCCAAAGUAAUUUAUGAAUUAAAAUCUAGACUAAUUGAUUAUAAGAAUCAAAACCAUCAAAAAGACUUUUUAUUCGAUGGCAUCAAUUACUUAAAUAAAGUUUUGGAAAUUGAAGAUGGUCUAAAAAUUAAAUCUGUUGUUAAAUCAAAUUUUUCUAAGAAAAACAUUAGCACUAGCAUAAACCAACUCAAACCAGUGAUAUCUCAACCUUCUUCAACAAGAAAAGUUCCAAACUCAUCAGGUAGAAGACCAAAAAAUAUUGCUAUAUUUAACUCGUCAACGAUCAAAUUAUCAUCGAUAAGAAAUAACAAGACAAGAUUGGUGCACUCUAAUAAAAGAAACAGUAACGUCAAAAAUGCAUCACCAUUAAGAAACACCGUGAAAAACUUUUCUGCAAACAUUUCACCAAUUAAAGUUCAAAAUGACAGUUCAAAAAGAAAUUCCAAAAUACAAACAAUACAAACAAUACAAACAAUAAAGGCUAGUUCACCAAUCUCAACACCAAGAAAAGCUUUAAGUGUCUUGCAGCAUAACACUUAUGAUUGUAAUAAAGCAUUGUUUUCAAGUCCAGAUAAAUUGAAUAAAACUCCAACGAGUUUGAAAACCAUAGACAUUUUUGUUGAUAAACCAAAAGUUACUCCAACAAGUCAAAGAUUUUAUUCUCGGUCAGCUGAAAAUGAUAAUGAUAAUAAAGAAAACUUUGAGCCAGAUGACAUAUAUUUCAAUAAUCAAAUUUCAGAUUCAAACUCAAGUUCAAAAUCCAAAAGCAAAGACAGGAGGUUGUCUGCCAUUGAUAUGAUAAAUGAAUCAAUUAUAGAAGAUGAGCAAAGUUUUAUUACCUGGCAGAAUAAUAAACUAGAUCAUUUAAAUAAAAAAACAACUUCGAAUUCUGGUGACGGCAAUAUAUUAUGCAAUUAAGUAAUCU
Molecule: messenger RNA, 3349 nt
Organism: Ascoidea rubescens DSM 1968
Lineage: Eukaryota; Fungi; Ascomycota; Saccharomycetes; Ascoideales; Ascoideaceae
Gene: ASE1
Product: Ase1p
Exons: 1
Coding region: 145-3342 (1065 amino acids)
Biological process (GO): microtubule cytoskeleton organization; mitotic spindle midzone assembly
Cellular component (GO): cytoplasm; mitotic spindle midzone; spindle
Molecular function (GO): microtubule binding
Source: RefSeq, a predicted model, not a curated record